Messenger RNA from Anthostomella pinea, 1467 nucleotides. Lineage: Eukaryota; Fungi; Ascomycota; Sordariomycetes; Xylariales; Xylariaceae. The record is from the annotation of a GenBank genome assembly.
AUGACAAGCCGCCCUAUCAUCGCCAUCGCAGGUCUAGCCUGCGAGACCUCAACCUUCACCCCGUCACGGACUCAAGCAUCCGCAUUCCACCCCCGCCGCGACACCUCGGAGAUCAUCGACAAGUACCCCUUCCUCGCCCCGGGCACGCCGCUGGGCGACGCGGCCGUAUGGCGCGGUACCCUGAUUGGCCACGCCCUGCCCGGCGGCAUGGUGACGAGGGACGCCUUUGAGUCACUGGCAGCAGAGAUCACGUCGCGUCUCAUCACACUAGUCACGGCGACCAGGGUCGUCGACGGGCUCUGGUUCGACAUCCACGGCGCCAUUUGCGUCGAGAGCAUCGACGACGCCGAGCACGAGCUUCUGAGACGGUGUCGCGACGUCCUGGGCCCGGACGUGCUGGUCUCGGCCUCGAUGGACCUGCAUGGCAACGUGUCUCGCGCGCUGGCGCACCAGACGGACUUGAUUACCUGUUAUCGCACGGCGCCGCACGUCGAUGUCGCGGAGACGAAGGAGCGUGCUUGUAGGAAGCUUGUUGGGAUACUUGAGCGGAGGGCUGAGGGCAAGGAGGCGUGUCGUCCGUUCAAGGCUUGGGUGCCUCUGCCGGUUUUGCUGACGGGCGAGCAGACUUCGACUAGGGAUGAACCGGCUUCACAUAUCUACGCGGCUGUGUCGGAAGUUGAGAGUAUGAAGGGGGUGGUAGAUGCUGCUAUUUGGGUAGGCUACGUCUGGGCUGAUGAACCCAGGAACAGAGCUGCUGUCGUAGUGACUGGCUGGGAUAAGGAGGCCACUGCCAAAGGGGCGGAGAAGUUGGCCCGCAUAUUCUGGGACGCCCAUAAGGACUUCAAGUUCGUCGCACCCACUGGGUCCUUCGCGGAGUGCCUUGAUUCAGCACUGCGUUCAGACAAGCGGCCGUACUUCAUCUCAGACUCUGCUCGUCCGGAGUUCAAAGACGCCUCGGGGCCGAAGGUCAUCUACGCAAGCGUCCCUGGGCCAGAGGCUGUUCAGAAGGCGGUUGAAGCAGGGGUAGGGGCGACUGUGACAGUCACGGCUGGAGCCGAAGUAGACAACAUCCACGCCGGCCCGAUCACGAUGACAGGAAAGGUGCACUCCGUAAAAUACGGGGACAGUCACGCAGAGAUCGAAGUCGUGUUACAGGUCGGCAGCGUCUUCGCGAUCCUGACCAAGCUACGCAAACCGUACCACCACGAGAGCGACUUCAUCGAGCUGGAUCUGGCACCACGGUCGGCGGAUAUCGUCAUCGUCAAGAUCGGCUACCUUGAACCGGAACUCUACGACAUGGCGAAGGAUUGGAUGCUUGGUCUGACGCCUGGUGGUGUCGACCAGGAUCUGGGGCGCUUGGGACACAGGCGUAUCAGGCGGCCAAUGUGGCCUUUUGACCGCGAAUUUGGGGAGCCUGAUCUAACUGCUAGGAUUGUAGAGAUGUCGAACAAGCCCUUACCGACUUAG